AUGCAUGCCAAGCCUGAGGUGGUCAAAGAGGUCCUCAUUGUAGCAACUGGAACUGGGGAAGCUCCAGUUGCCUGCCGCCGCCUGCGCGCUAGUGCCGCAAGGUGGUCUGCGGACGGCACAACCCUCUUCACCUCCUCCUCCUCCAACCGAAUCAACACCUUCGUCCUUCCCUCCACCCUCCUCGCGCCCCACGGUGACUCUCCCCUCACCCUCACCCCCCAAGGCACCCUCUACCUCCCCGAACCCACCGCGGCCAUCGCGCCCUGUCCAUACUUCGCCCUCGAACAGCCCUCAACACAAUGCAUUCUGACAGCCAGCACCGACCACCCGAUUCAUUUACACCACGCUUUUCCUCAACCACCACCACCAUCAUCAUCCCAAUCCUCAUCCCUCGACGACGACGACGACUCCACCUUUGGUUUGCCACAGCACAAGCAACAACAACCAAAACCCCUCGCCACCUUCCGCCUCAUCCACGCCGAAACAGAGCGCUACCUCCCCAUCACCUCCCUCCUCUGGUCUUUUCCAGGAACCCACUUCCUCGCCGGCUCCACCAACUGUCUCUCGCUCUUCGACGUCUCCCGACCCGACCUAGGACUUUCCGACACCCCGCUCUUGACCAUCAAAACCACGGGCGGCCCGUCUGCUCAACACAAAUCCGGAAACGGAGCCCGGGUGGUGGGCAUGAAGGGCACGAUCUCCGCGCUGGCGAUGCAACCCUUGAGUCACGGCGAUUAUGGUACCGGGGCCAACGUGGUAAGCGCGGGCACGUGGACGAGAAACUUGGGAUUAUAUGAUUUACAUCGGGCGGGCGCUUGCGUCGCUACUUGGAAUGUUGCGCAGGCUGCUUCCCUGGCAAAGAUAGGGGGCCGGGGGGUGUUACAGACGGUUUGGAGUCCGUGUGGGCGGUAUCUGGUGGUGAACGAGCGGGAGUCGAGUGGGCUUUUGGUCUAUGAUUUGAGGGGGACGCAUCGGUUGUUGGCAUGUUUACGAGGGAGGGAUGGAGAGACGAAUCAGAGGUUGAGUUGUGAUAUUUUCCCGGGAACGAAUGAGGAAGUGGGUGGGUUUGAGGUCUGGGCGGGGACGAGGGACGGCAAGGUGGUGGUUUGGGAAGGGGUCGGAAUGAGGGAGGGGAGUGUCGAGCCGAAUUAUGAUUUCGAGGUGGGUGCGCAGGGGUCGGCGCAAUGA
Neurospora tetrasperma FGSC 2508 is the source of this 1188-nucleotide messenger RNA. RefSeq lists its product as uncharacterized. Lineage: Eukaryota; Fungi; Ascomycota; Sordariomycetes; Sordariales; Sordariaceae. Gene Ontology annotation, molecular function: protein binding. The transcript has 3 exons. The record is from RefSeq and is a predicted model, not a curated record. The coding region runs from base 1 to 1188 and encodes 395 amino acids.